AUAAGGAGCGCCACGAACGGCGAGGUCGAUCGUUGCAGCAGCAGCAGCAUUCACCGGGAGCAAACAGCGAUGGCAGCCGCAUUCCGUCAGCCUCGCCUCCUCACCGCGGCGGCGUCCCUGCUGGCGCUCCUGCUCGCCUCGUCCCCCUCCUCGCUGCGGCCGGUCGAAUCGGCGGCCGACACCAACCGCGUCUACUCGCCCUGCGCCGACACCACGGUCCAGCGGUCCGACGGGUUCACCUUCGGCAUCGCCUUCGCGCCGAGGCUAUCCUUCUUCCACAACGGCUCGCUCGAGCUGUCCCCCUGCGACCGCCGGCUCUCCCUCUCCUCCGCCACCUCCCAGGUCGCCACUUUCCGGCCUAAGGUCGACGAGAUCUCCCUCCUCACCAUCAACACCUCCUCAUUCUCUCCGGCCAAUUAUGGAGGUUAUAUGGUUGCAUUUGCCGGAAGAAAGUACGCUGCGAGGUCUCUCCCUUCCUUCGUUGCCAACAGCACCUACACUGUGACCAGCUUCACUCUUGUGCUCGAGUUCAAGAAGGGCAGACUGCAAAAUCUAUACUGGAAAAGAGAUGGCUGUGCUUCAUGUUCGGGAAAGUCGAACUUUGUCUGCCUAAACAACCAGGAUUGUGCCAUCAAAACUUCCAAUUGCAAAAACCAUGGGGGCGCAGUAGAUUGCAGCCUUGGUAUACAGUUGGCAUUCUCUGGCACGGAUAAGCACUUUUCAGUUUUCAAUUCAUGGUAUGAAGUGGAAAACCUUCGUCAAUACUCUCUCUAUGGCCUUUAUUCAAAUUUAAGGAACUCUCUCACUGGUCAAUAUAACAAGAUAUUCUGAUCAUGCUUCGCUGUUUAGAUUUUACAAUGCUUAUGUACCAUGUGUGUCCUUUCAUAAUUGUUGCUGUCUUUUGUGUGUAAAUUCUCGUGCUUUGAGGCUGUGUUCAUUGAAAGAGUUGUCUUCAGAUCUUCAAUCUCUGCUUUAAUCAGUGUGAUAUCUUAUCGAAACACUUAUUGUAAUUUUUUAGGUAGAUCCUACUGUCUUUAUAUUUAUGUUAUUCGCUGUAAGAGACCAUUUUGGUGACACCUUAUCAAAAUGUAACAGAUGCUGCUUGGUAUGUGAAAUGGCCUAAAAUAUCGAUUUAGUA
Messenger RNA from Eucalyptus grandis, 1138 nucleotides. RefSeq lists its product as uncharacterized. NCBI's taxonomy places the organism in Eukaryota, Viridiplantae, Streptophyta, Magnoliopsida, Myrtales, Myrtaceae. Gene Ontology annotation, molecular function: metal ion binding. The record is from RefSeq and is a predicted model, not a curated record. The transcript is spliced from 3 exons. Bases 70 to 831 code for a protein of 253 amino acids. Gene Ontology annotation, biological process: protein histidyl modification to diphthamide; tRNA wobble uridine modification. Gene Ontology annotation, cellular component: cytosol; nucleus.